Molecule: messenger RNA, 26246 nt
Organism: Paramuricea clavata
Lineage: Eukaryota; Metazoa; Cnidaria; Anthozoa; Malacalcyonacea; Plexauridae
Source: the annotation of a GenBank genome assembly
AUGGAAAUAUCUUGGAGUCGAUGUAUCAUAUGCCAAACAACCACAACAGAAGAUUUAAGAUGUCCUCUUAGAGCAUGUGGUCCAUGUUAUGACCCCAUAUCAGUCUAUGCCUCUUUUCUUCAGAAUGUUCUUGAGUUUAGCUCACUAGGUGCUCUGCCAGUCAAUGUUCCCUUCGCUCUUGAUAUAGACACUGAUGUUUUAAUUAAAAAUGAGGCGUCAUGGCACAAGUCUUGCUAUUUGAAAUUCAAUUUGUCGAAGCUACAAAAAGUCAAAGAAAGAGUAUGUAGGAAAAGGGAGAAGGAAGAAGGCCAACCAGAAGAGGAGGAGAAAGCCCCGGCAGUAAAGAAUCGACGAAAAUCACUAACACACAAUAAGGAGGACUGCAUCUUGUGUGGUAAGGGGGGCCAGCUACAUGAAGUCACCACUUUUUCGACCGACCAGAAUAUCCGUCGCAUGAUUACUGAAAUUAACAAUUCUACGCUAACGCCAAAGAUCUCAGGAGUUGAUCUCAUAGCAGCUGAGGCCAAAUAUCACCUUAAAUGUUUGACUGACCUAAGAAAUCGGUAUAGAAGUAAACUCACUAAAAAACGACAAGAAUCUUGUGAAAAAGAGGACGAGAAGAUUAUGGAGUCUCAAGCAUACAUUGAGUUGGUUGAGUAUAUUGAGAACUCUGUCGAGGGGAACAAGCUUCUUUUUAAGCUAUCUGAAUUGCAUUCACUUUAUAUAAGUCGCCUUGAAGCUUUGGGCGUUUAUAAGACUGUAAAUAAAACUCGACUGAAGAAUUCAUUGUUAGAUCAGUUUCCUGAUGCACAAGAGCAAAAUGAUGGGAAAAAUCUUGUCAUAAUUUUCACGACAGCAUUACAGGGUAUGGUUAAAGAUGCAAUCAAGAAAAGGGACUUCUCUGAGGACGCCACGAUACUGGCCAAGGCGUCCGCAAUUGUAAGAAGGGACAUAUUUAAGAAUAAAGGCUUCAACUUUUCUGGCAAUUUUACUACAGGUUGUCAAGAAACGUCCACCCCAGCAAGUCUGAAGUCGCUCAUUUAUAUGAUCCUGAGUGGCUUGGACAUUGAGAACACUGAAGCACAAGAUUCCCAGCCAUGUUUAACUGUGUGCCAGACGAUAAUUUUCAAUGCAAAGGAACGAAGAGGAAAGUCAACAACUGGCCAGACACGACAUACCAAGUCCCGCGAACCACCACUCCCAUUAUACAUCGGACUUAACAUACACGCAACAACAAGAAGCAAGGCGCUAAUAAUGAAGCUUUAUGAGCUGGGGCUGUCGGUCUCAUACCAAAGGAUCAUGGAGAUAGAGGAAUCCCUUGCCAGCUCCAUAAGCGAGCGAUUUGUUGCUGAUGGAUGUGUAGUACCUGCUAGUUUGAGAAAGGGACUGUUCACGAUAGGAGCGCUGGAUAACCUUGAUCAUAAUCCGAGCUCGACAACCGCUACAUCAUCAUUUCAUGGCACUGGCAUCAGCCUCUUUCAGCUCCCAACGGUUGGAAAUCAUGGGGAACUCAGAGAUCCGAUCCGCUUACCAUCACAUGGAUCAGGACACUCACUACCAGAAGAGUACGCCGUUGUCCACCCCGUCGAGCUAAGCACCAACAGUUCUGUAAUACCAGCAAGAAUCACGAAAGAAACAGGGUUGUCUUUGAACUUUGAGAAAGGAGAAGAAAAACGAUGGAUGGAGGAGACCCUUGUUAAAUUUGACAAAGAAAACGUUGUUGCUGAUGACAAGUUGACGUGGGCAGCCUUUCACUCGGCAAAGCAAGUCGAAAAAGACCCACCAGCAUUAACUGCACUGUUACCCAUUUUUUACGAGAAGGCAGCAACGCCAGCAAUGAUAAAGCAUGGGAUGGACGUAAUACGACAGGCGACAACCUUUCUGAACCCGGGCCAGGUCCCAGUCAUUACUGUAGAUCAACCUCUAUUUGCCUUGGUGAAGAUGGUGCAGUGGAAGUGGCCGACGUCACACGGAGAGCAGGCAUUCGUUGCGAUGAUGGGUGGUCUCCACGUUGAGAUGGCACUAUGGAGUGUAGUUGGCGACUUGCUAGAUGGGUCAGGAUGGACCACCGCCUUGACAGAAGCUGACGUGGCCUCGUCUGGUGUGGCAGAUUCAUUCCUGAAGGCAUCACAUCUAACAAGAACAAGGUAUGUUUGAAUUCCUGUUCAUAUAACUAGUUGUUUUCUCAGCCAGUGAGAGUUGCUUUUAUUGUUAUGAAACCGUAACUGUAUGCUUUUAAAUUUCAGGCAUGCUCACCAGGUUACAUCUCUUGCCCUGCAUAUGCUAAAGAAAGAGGCAUUUUCGACGUGCGCUGAUGACACUACAAUGGCUACAUGGGAGGAACAGAGAAAAACCAGGAGCCCGACGUUUCUCUUCUGGGAUCUUAUCUUGAAGUACGAGACCCUGGUUCUACUUUUUGUACGUGCACAUCGCCAGCGUAAUUUCACCCUGUACGUCGAGGCCCUUGAAGAGUUAAUACCAUUAUUCUUUGCACUGGAUCACAUGAACUACGCCAGGUGGGUAUCCAUCCACCUUCGAGACAUGAAGUCCUUGCCUGAAUCAAUCUCCAAGGUGUUUCAAGAGGAAGGACGAUGGGUAUUGUCGAAGACGGGCAAUCGGUUCUCUGCGAUCCCUUUUGACCAGGCGCACGAGCAGGAGAACAAGGUCGUAAAGAGUGCAGGAGGAGCCGUUGGCCUUACGGAAAACCCUGUAGCCUUUAGGUAAACUUUAAUAUAUAAUUAUAAAAACUUCAUGUUACAACUGAAUUCGGUGCAUCGCGAAAUUCAUUUCCAAAAUGCUGGUUUUGUUUUAGACCUUAAAGAAUAGCAUAGUAAAUCAAUCCAAUCCAUUCAAGCGAUUCCUGUAUUGACAGAAAUCCAUUUGACUGCAUUAGGGGACAGGGCAAGUAAUUGAUAACAGGGCAAGUAAUUCAUUGUCCUGGACGGUUUAAUCGACUAUGCGCUCUUAUGAAAACAAAAAUGGUCGCGAUGCAUUGAAUUCAGUUUGCAAGACAGACAGUUGUUCUGAAAAAUCUGAAUGCUUUAGUUACAAAAUAUGGAUUAAUAGAUCUAAAAGCAAUAUUUUUUUUAAAAAAAAAGUUUCAGCUGAGCAAUUAUUAUUUUUCAUUUUCUAUUUUCAGACGAUGGAUGCUUUCGGGCCCUGAGACAACAAGGCUUCUGCACCAGUUUGAAGGUCAAUAUCUAGAAGAUAGCGACGAGCGUGGUGGACGUCUCAACCACGAAAUGGGCCUCAGUGCGCAAAAGACGUUUAAGCAGCAGAUGAAUAAACUAGUAGAUGUAAUGAGAAAGAUGGGAAACCCUUUCCUCGACGACUUUCCUGAGUUGGUUACACUGGAUAGCCGUGAUUGUGCAGACGAUGACGUAGCUAAGGCAGUGAAGAACCUCGACACCCUUGGUCAGACCCAGUACAGGGAAUAUGUCAAGACAGUUAUAGAGGAUCGGACGAUCUCCAUUCACAACACCAUUAAGAGGAACAAUAUCCCCCUUUACAAGAAACGACCCCUGCGAAACAAAUCUAAACAGACGAAGAAAAUAGCUGCACUCCAAAAUAAUGUUGCACUCUUUGCACAGCUGUACAUAGCCAUGCAGAGCCGUAAUGCUGACCUCGAGGAGUUCUUCAGCCAUGAAGUUCAACCAUUCCCUCCCUCCUUAUCAGAAUUCGGCAAUCUUCGCCUACCAAGCGCUAAAUCGGAACUCCUCAAGUGCCUUAUUCCAUCGACUCAGGCAGAGCCUCCCACGCAAUUUGACUGCAGUGUUCUAGACGGAGCUGUCGUGGUCCACUGCCUCCCCGUAACUGGUUCGAACACCUUUGAUGAUUACGCCCAUAACGUCUUCAUUCUUCACACAUCCAGAAAUAUGCUACCAAAUUUGACCAUUAAUAUCUUGGUCAGUUUUUUACAAAUAUACAACUGUAAUAUGUCCGAAUCUAAGUUAGCCUUUCCUCUAUCUAAUAAAAUAUAUUUGAGUGUAAUAGCUUCACUCGCUGCAAAGUUAUUAAGAAUCAAACCGCAGUACUUUCUUUGGGAAACCCGGCAUAUAGACUUCGUCCUCAGUUCACCGGCUGGUGAUUUCUUCGGUCUGAAGAAUUUUGAACUUUGUUUGAAGGAAUCAUCAAAAUUCAUUAAUUUUUUAGCGAUUCUCAGCAGCCUUUCGCGCUCGUAUUCGACUUUUCCGCUUUCCUUGGGAUCAACCCUAAUUGAAAUAGCUGUAUAUCCAUCCAUGUAUUUCCUGAAAAUGUCUUUCAAUGUUAAACUUUCAGGAGUGCAAUUAGUUGCAUAAUACUGAAGAUUGAAAACAUAAAUUACAUAGUGAAAAGCGUGUUUUUCAAUUUUCGUGAAAUGUUUAAUUUAUUCCAUGUGAAACGUGAAAUGUAUUUUCAUGUGCAACGUUUUCCGAAACUCGCUCCCCAAGGUAGGGACCUUGACCUCUGGCCUUGCGUAAUCGACUUUAAAUCCAGCAUUGUGAUUAGUGUUUUGUUUUUCAAGGUUGACACCAGAGUCAUUACGGUGGUUACUAGUGAAAGGCAAAUAUGACGAGGCAAUAAAAUACCUGGCAAAAGUUGCGAAGGUCAAUAAGAAAGAAUUGCCUGAUGAAGAAGUCAAAAGACCUGAUGUUGUAAAAGAAGGAAGCUUCCGUCAUCUUUUUUUAAACAGGGAAACAACAAAGAAAAGUUUGAUAGUCUUCGAUAUUUGGUAAGUUUUAUUAUCCAUGGACAGUUAGGGACAAUUGAGGCAGGAAUGCAUGGACACCGGAGAGUCGUAAUGGGUAAGACCGCUGUAAGUAGUGGAAUAGGUGGGAAGUGCAGAAAUGGACCUUUUGAAGAAACUUACCCUCAACUUUUCCCUUUUAGAAUCUGUUUAUAUGGGCGGGCUCUGCCUGGCAAAACGAGUUACUCGGCAAAGGCGCGCUAGAUUCUGGUGGCUAUUAUACAAAAUUACUAGUUUUCCUGCGUGACUGUUUCAUGAUGCAACUGGGCAACUCGCCUAGUCGUGAGAUUUCGACAGAAAAAGGCGGUAUCUCGCGUGGACGAGAUGAAUAUUUUACGUCCAAACAUUUUGACCGGCAAACUCAGCAACCCGAGAUAGAAUGUGCAUGCCUAAUUGCAUUUGAAAUACAAUAGCUCAAAAAUCGAAUCAUUAGAUAAGUUUUCCUGAAUAUCUGAGUACAACGAAAACUUUGUUGUGUCGUGCGGGAUUCGAAUUCGCACCUUUGGCUUCAAUCAAUUAAUCCACGUUGACUCGAACAGCUUUUGUUUUUUGCAUUUACUCGACAAAUUUAUCCAUAAAUCCAAGAUCCACAACGUUUUGCUAACGUCAAUAAUAAGCGCAGACCUCCCACUUAGUGUCAAUCAUAUGUUCUUAUGUGACCAUAAUUCUCCAAUCAGAUACUUCGUUUGUAGGUGGACGAGUCUUCCAAAAUGACAAAGCCAUGUGCAGGCGUUAUUUUUCCACCCCAAACGCAAAUAAACAACUUGUCAUAGGCAAACUUGAAGCGUACUAUAAUUUCAAGUUUGUUACGCUUUAAACGCAAUGUUGUAAUGACUAAUGAAAUUGAAACGCUUCGAGCAUGAUGCAACGGUUAUUUUUCGUUACUUAACACGUUAUGCAUGUUGUAUAUACUCGUUUCUAUUGAGUGAACAAAUUGUGGCCCGUGAAAUGUAGUCUAGGACCUGUAUAUGAGUUUGCAUGCAUUUCAUUUAGGACAGAUAAUCAGAUCUCAACUGUUUAGGGCAAGUUGACCAUUACGAUCAACAUUGUAAUGCUGCCCAAACCAGAAUAAUGAGCGAACCGUCCGAAACUUACCACAGACAAAAACAACGCUUUCGCCAUAGUGCUAUCUACCAAACCAUAAAGCUUUGGCUAUUCUGAGGUGCUUAUAUGGUUCAGAGAUGGUGCUUUCAGGGGCCAGGGGUAAUUGGUAAGUGUGAAAUGCCUAGCGCUGAUAUUUCACAAGAAAAUGACCAUCCAAUACUCAUAGUCUUCAAACGUCAAUUUGUGGCCUGCAACCUCAGAUACACAGCAGUGGACCGACUUUACCUUUUUUCCUAAAUCGUUUUGAUAGAAACAUAAUUCGUACUCAUAAGUAUAUUGUCGCCGUUUUGGUGUGAAAUAAUUAAUAUAUCUUGUGACUGAAAUAAUAAUUUGAAAUGUACUAGCCUGCGUAGCAGGCGGUAUUCGCGGGCACGAGAGAAUGGGAAGUUUGAAAUACCGCCUGCCCAAAAACUACACAUUCUGAGUUCUCCGCGGCAGCUGGGUGCCGGAGCAUUCUGAUUGGUCAGAAUGUUGAUUUUCAAUUUUUGAUUGACAGGAGUAAAGAAUUAGAAUAAUUAGUGCUAAUUUUAGAAGUUACUGUUGCCGUAUUUAUAAUAUAAACUAUUGUUAUUUUCGUAAUUGAUACCGAUAUAUCAAGUGAUGGCAUACACUAACCAAAAAAUAACGAAUGUAUUAAUUGAGAAUUAAGCGUUGAAUUCUUUAUCUUGAAUCGGAAAUCGCUUCGUCUUCAAGAAUGAACAACGAAUAUCAAUCCAACAUUUGUUGCUUGAGAGAUGUGAUACCGUGAUAAAAGUGCAGAUUUGAAGGUACAGGCUCGUAAAUGACACUCUAAGUAGUGUUUUUGAUAGCGAUUGGAAUAAGACUAUUACAAAGUUACGUCCGAAUUCGAAGGGGCCGAAGUUAUGUUCGGCGAAAGGUAUGGCUAGUCUAUUACUGAUUUUUGUUCUGACAAUUGCGUAAUUUGAUAAUACACGAACUCGCUUGACUUUCAAAGCUCAUAAAUCGCUAUAAUGUUGACAUCGACUAAAACUAUCGCUAUGAAUAAGGACAUAUUGUUACACUGGAUCGAACGUGGCAUUUUUGUCUUCAUAGCAUUGAAUGAACCGAAGAUAUGAAACGUCAGGCCUGUUCUAAACGUCGCAUUUUACAUGUGCCAAAUGCAUUCAAAACAAUAGAUAAUCAGCUGAAAUGCCUCAUUAUCCAUUGGCAUUGAGUUGAAUGCAUUCGGCGCAUGUAAAAUGCGACGUUUAGAACAGGCUUCGAAGUCGUAUAUUUGCUCUGGUGCAAAUACGUGAGUUUGACAAAUAAUUAAAAUAAAUACAUUAAGAUGGGCGGGACCAUGCGUUCGGUACUCCGGUGGGCGGAACUCAGAAUGUGUAGUUUUUGGGCAGGCAAACUAUUCAGCAGGAAGUUUACAAUUAUACUAGGAAGUGUAUGAAUAUUUCGAAGAACUUGAUCAAAUGAAUUGGUCAGCUCGAGGCAAUGUAUUGAAUCAAUAUUUGAGGAACACUUCAAUUGGAACGACAGUAAGUAGAUUCUAGCUGUUUAACCAUCGACAAGGUAAAACCUCAACUUUGUUCAAAUUCGGCACCGUUGUGUCAUCCCGUGUCGUUUGUCAACAAUUCGGCCUCGUUAUGCUUCCAUACAAGCCACUUCGAUUGCACUAAUAACAAUUCUAACAAUUUAUUAAGGAUAUAUAUAUGAAAAUAAAAAAUAUGAAUAAAGGAUACGAAAUGCAGCAUUUUACAGCCCUGUAAAAUCUUGCUUACGAGUUUUUCAAAGCACGCCGAACAAAUCCCGCGAUAUGAACAUGGCAAACAAAUUAAAUGUUGAUUGUUGGUUUUGCGAUACUGGGUGCCUUUGCUUUAUUCUUUAAAAUCACCUCCCCCUCUCCCGUGUCAAGGACCUAUUACUUUGUCUACUUGAGUUCUUUAUUAUUAUUUUGCCCACGCGAGAUUUUUCCAUUUUAGUUUUCAUCGCCAAUAUAAUGUCCUCUAACUGAACGGAUUUAUUCAAUCUACAUUUUAAGCAAUCUCGUUCCUAGUGGUUUCAAGUAACAAAGUAAAUGUACUUCGUCACUGUACUUGAGUACUAUUUUUGAUAAGUCAGCAUGUAAAAAAUUAAAGUAAAAUUUUUCUGGAGUACUUUUACUUGGAACGAAGUCGUUUUAAGAAGUAACGUAUUACUUCGUUAUUUUCAUUUUGUGCAUGGCGACGUAUUUCGUUACUUUCUAAAUUUUGUUUAAUUUUACGUAAUAUAUUUUAAUUUUGGGAUAGGUAAUAGGAUCUCUACAUGGGUCUGGGAUCUCUCGUUUGUAGCUUACUUAUAAGUAUUAUUUAUUCAAUGUAUUUUUUAUAUCUUCAACGGGGUCUGAAAAGUAGACCAUGCCGUCAAAUAUUGCAUAUUUAUAAUGUGUUUUUGUAUCUCAAUCCGUCAAUGGAUAAGUCCCCCCCCCCCUCUACACGCUACUGACAAUAGUAAUUUUACUUUUACUUUGUACUUCAAAUAUUUUUUAAGGAUACUUUGUAAUUUUUACUUAAAUACGUUUUGCCUCUAGUACUUUUUACUCUUACUCAAGUCGUUUUAUUGUCUAUUACUUAUACUUUUACUCAAGUACAAAUUCAAAGUAAUUUACGCAACACUGCUCGUUCCCCGAGCCUGCGAUCCUUGGGAAGGAAACGUAGGUUCUGGGAUAAUCCAAAGAAGAAAUGUAUAUGAUUGGUUGUUGGAAUGGAAUGUUGCAAUAUAUCAAAACUUAAUGAUACAAUGGAAUGUUGCAAUAUAGCAAAACUUAAUAUAUUGUCUUUGUAUUUUGAGAGCAGUGCUAUAUAUAAAUACUACAAAGGGAAUGUAAAGAAACGUAUUGCUAAUGCGUAAUUUGCAACUGUUAAAUAGAGCAUGAAAACUUUGUUCACAUUUAUGUUGUACACGUUUUCGCACUUUUCUGUAGUUUUAUAUGCAUAGAAUGCAGUACAAUGUACUAUGUGACUAGAGUAUCAAAAUUGCUAUAUUUUGCAAACAUACAUAUUAUUAUGUUUGUGUUAGAAAUGGUUAAUAACUUUAAUAACUUUUUGUUACUUAAUUGGAAGAAACGUUUAUUAUUUUAUAAAGAACUAUUCACUACACACCAGUUUCAAUAAAUCCAAUCUUGGGAUUUACUCUUAUAAUUAUAUUUUAAUAUUUAAUGCAUAUACUGUAUUGUAAACUUUUCAAAGUACAGGACUAUGUAGUUCCCUAGGUUUUCACAGUUAAUACAGGAAGCACGUACUCAUUUUAACCUGUAACUUGUAAUCCUUUCCUUUAUGUGCCAUAUAGGACAGGAUUACAAGUAAUAUGGGUGCAUAUGAAUCUUUUGCUGUUACAAUUUAUUUAUUGAAGUGUUCAAAACAACGUUUCUUCUCUAAAUAUGCAAUAAUUUCACAAUCACUGAUAAAUUGUCAAACUUGUAUUCAAGUCUGCAUAUAGCUAAAGUAGCGUAUAAAGUAUUUAAUGUUUUUGCUUGAUUUGAGUCAUUGAGUAGUGCAACAUGCCAAAUUGGCAAUCCAACAUAUUAGUUAAUCUUGUCCACACAGAAAUUCAAAGAAGCCCUGCCCUCUGUAUGAGACUGUGUUAAUUAAUCAGCUUCUUUGCAAAAGAACUUCAUAAACCUUUUGGCUUUUGAUCCAAAUGUCACAAAGUAUGAAUUCCAAAUUGGGUGACCGUCCAAAUAUAAUUUACUAAAUAAUUUAAUAUAUUUUUUAAGAAUUUUUUAUUGACAAAAAUAUUGAAUGAUAGUGAUAAGCUACCAAAACCACAAUUCAUCUUUCAUCAGCUCCCCCCUGGUAAUGACCCCAUGCAGAGAACCACCUAAGGUACAGGGAUAAUUUUUCGAGGAUACAAAAUUGUUUGAUAUAAACGCAUAAUCACAGAAAUAUUUUUAUUAGCAUAGUAAUGACAAAUGUUGUCAUGAAUUACCCUAUUAGUUUGAUUGCAACUGCAAUAUGAAAACAUUGUUAGUUGCAUUAUAAAACAACAUAUAUCACCUACUCUGGGGGCAACACAAACAUUUUCCAGACAUUGUAUUCUCUCUUUCUUUCUGGUUAACGUACCAUCAUUCAUAAAACAUUUCCUUUAUUUUUUGUAAAUUUUACAAACUUUUGGCUCUAAAUAUUAGUUUUUAAUCAGUGUAACUCACACAUUGUUAUCCAAUUCAAGUAAUGCCGACUACAAAAACUAUUUCCCGACUGCGAUAGAGUAGUUUGCCGAAUGCUUGAUGAUUUGGGUGUAUGUGUACCACCCCCACACCCCUUCUAGCAACGCACUGAAUGCCAAAAUGCUAGCAUUUUCAAUUGUUAUUAUAAAAUAUCUCAAACCUUGAAUGUCCCUAUUUAGUACAGUACUUAACUAAUGGCAGUAAUGAACAUGCAAGUCAGGUACAUUUCCGGCCAUUGAUGAGAUUAAUUUUCCAUAAUUACAGUAAAAUUCUAAAUUUGCUCCAACUCUAUUUUUCCAGACACAAGUCUGAACUUCUCUAGUUCCUCUGAUUUACAAAUCUUCUGAAAUCUUUAACAUUAUCGAGGUUUAUAACCAAAUUAAUAAUAUUAGAACUGAGACUAUUUUCAGGUAUAGUUACAGAAUUUACUAUACUGUAUUGUAACAUACAGCACAUUCUUAUUGUUUUGGUCCUUGAAUUGGCUUUUCCACGCGCUCGUUCAACCACUAGAAACAGACGUCGAGCGUUAAACGGCUAAAUUAUGAUCGAGGAACAACAAAUGUCUCUACAUUUAAAGCUUUUUCAAACUGACACUGCAGAGAAAGGACAAGAUACAAUUAAUUGUUACAUUUUUCUUCGACAACAGCACCCUUCACGGCUCCUGCCGGCUCUAUACUGACCCUGUUUCACACGCAAUAUUGUCCUAAUUCACUCGCUAAUACACCACUACGAAGAACAUCAACAUAUUUUCCACCAAAACCCGAAAAAAUAAUCAUUUAUAGAGGAAACAAUAAAAUAUUUUAAACAGUUGGUUUUGCUUUCGCCAACGCACGCGCAAGUCGUUCGACAUCCAGUUUUUUGUACGGUCUAGUUCGGAUUAUCCCAGAGCCUUCGUUUCCUUCCCAAGGAUCGAACGAGAUUGCAAUUUAAGGUUUCACACAGUCACGCCAUCUUGAAUUUCUCUCCCCAGUCCCCGUCUGACCCGUACGUACAUCACAGCAUCAUCAUACUGUUUUAGGGCAACUGUGGGUUUGGUGUACUAUGGUGUAUCCUAUAGUUCAGUCGAUCUUGGUUGGAAUCCAUAUGUGACGUUUGCUUUGACUGGUGUUAUUGAAUUUCCUUCAAAUUUUGGUACGGUCUGGGCGGCAGAUAGGUACAUGUGUUAAAUGUUUAUUUUUAUUAAUACUUAAGUCCGUUUUCAACUUCAACCGCAUCGUAGCGUACAAAAAAAAAACGCUAUGAAAAGAAAAGAAAAUGUCAUUCGUUAUAUGAGAAUGUUAUUACACCGCCCCUCCCUCACUACGUUUCUAACGACCUUUCCUUCAAAUAUACAUCUCAAACAGUGUUUGUAGAGUCGUAGUAGUCCUCUCUUUAAAUAUUUAAAUCUCAUCAAAUUACAAGAUCUAGUCAAUAUUUGCACUGCUGUUCUUAUGUUUAAGUUUCACAACUCUCUCCUGCCUUCUACAUUUAACCUCUUUUUUGUGCCUGUUGACAAAUUACAUAAUUAUAAUACAAGGUUAUCAUUUAACCAAUCUUAUUCUCUUCCUAAACCAAGAACAAAUUAUGGUAUGUUUAAUUUUAGAUUUCAAGGGCCUAAAAUAUGGAAUUCUAUCGAUAGUAAAAUCAAGACCUCAUCUCUGGCUUUUCUAAAAAAAAAAUAAAAUUUUCAUAUAUCGAAAGCUACUAAACGAUAGUAGCUUGUGCACCUUUUAUUAUUAAUUAACUUAAAAAUUGUUUCUCUAUUUGUGUAUUUGUGUUUUCGUGCUUUUUGGGGGGUUUUUGUUGAGUUAGUAUUCUGUACACUAUUCCGACCGACCGAUAAAACUUAUUAAUUAGUCCAAGGACUUUUAUUGUCUCUGAGUAUUUGGUUGCCUAUCUUGAUAAGCCCGUAUGGUGUUUCUAGGUUUUUACCAAUACCAACCUAGUCAAUCUCAAAAAAAAGAAAAACAUAUGUAUGCAGUGUAUGUGUAUGUGUAUGUGUAUGUGUAUGUGUAUGUGUAUGUGUAUGUGUAUGUGUAUGUGUAUGUGUAUGUGUACAUGUAUGUGUAUGUGUAUGUGUACAUGUAUGUGUAUGUGUAUGCAUGUGUAUGUGUAUGUGUAUGUGUAUGUGUAUGUGUAUGUGUAUGUGUAUGUGUAUGUGUAUGUGUAUGUGUAUGUGUAACUACGUCUUUUUACAACCGGCCCCUAAAUAUUACUUUUCAGGGUUGGUAGAUUCUUGCGCAUACUCAGAGCCAAAUGGGUUGAAGUUUGGCUGGACUUCAUGCGGCCUAGAAUUACAACCAUGUUAUUUGUGACAAUGCAUGAAUAGAAGCAAAAAUAGAAUCUACAUGCAAAAAUCAAUGUUUUAUUUCAGAAUAAUCAAUACAUUUUCACAAAGUCUUGUAAACUGUGAAAAUGCCAAAAAGAAGACAAAUGACAACAACGACAACCACAAUUUUUAUUCCAACCAUAAAAAUUAUUUACAACAUGAAUAUAUAUGUAUGCAUACAUAUAUAUACAUACACAUACACAUACACAUACAGAUAGCUCCAGAUUGCGCUAAGUACCGUAGUUAUCUUUAACUGUAGUUACUUAACUGCGCCCCAAGGGCGCUUUCCAUUAACACGGCAGACCGGUCAGAACGGUCAAAUUUUGCAUGGAACACAAAACACUUGGGCUUCGGACCUAUCUGACUGGAAAAUUUAGAUAACAUUAGAAUGAGGUUGAUUUUCGCUACAUGCUUGAGAAACAUAGACCAGAUCUGACCUGUCAGGCCAUUAAAUGGAAAGCGUCCUUAACUAACGGCAUUGUACAAAAUGCAGUUAGUGGUAUAUAGUUAAGUCUUAAAUAAUCCAGUUUAACACAAAAUUACAUAAUGUAAAAGAUGAUUACGACCGCUGACUGGCAGUUUUAACACAAUUGUGUACUCGUAUUUUGCAAACAGGCGGGAAUUCGAUUCAAAAUAGUGAAAAUUAACAAGAAAACAACGCACAAAUCACUAGGCUGUUUUUCGGUGCGGUAUCUACGCUCAACCAAAGUGUAGCUGUUUACUAAUUUUGAAUUGUAUAUCAGUGUUUAUUCGUGAAAUCGUCCUUAUAAAAAUAUACUCUGUUUUCACCAAAAAACCAAAGCGAUAGUGGUAGAAGAGUUUUUUAUUGUCAGAAAAUUUUCACAGGGAGGAUGCAUGGCGAUUGAAAAUCCAGGUGGGCAUUGCUUCCAUUAUUGUUUUAUUGAGAAGUUUUGAGAAGCUAAUUAUGGAGAUUAUAAAAUAUAAAGUGGGAUUUGAGGGGGAAAUCGAGGGACAAAUUGAAGCUUCCUAAUAAGGGCAAAUAAUGCUCUCUCACUGUCUAAAAUCUCGUUGGCCCGAUGUAAAUUCUCAUCGGCAGAUGCAAGUCGCAAUGUUAAAGAGGGAAGUUACGAAAAACUACAAUUUCGAAAAAGAUUUUUUACCAAAGUCCAAGCAAGGAUAAAAAGCUCAAAGUCAAGAAGAAUACCUCAACUACUGUAUAGGAAUGUUUUAAAGUGCUUUUUCGAUAUUCUCCUCAAUUUUUCGCCAAGAAUUAAUGUAAAACAGUCACGACUGUUUAUGAAACCAGAACUGAAUACUUGAAUUGUAGCCAAAUGUAAAUUUGUUCCUUUCGUUUUGUUUAGUACACACUCAAACAAAGAUUAUUAUAAAUCCAGCAUUCUGAUUGGCUACUCAACCAUGGACCAUUAUGUAACGGGCCAUGGUUGAGAAAAAAGAUGGCGGAAAAUUUUGUUUUGCAAAGGUUUGGGGGGAAAUUUUUUGUACGAAAUUUCCCCCUGAAGAAUAAAAAAGACUACAAAAUAUGACCUGAAGACGUUUAAUGGUAGGGAGCAAAAUUCAAACCGUAUUUUAAUGAUAAAUCUGCCGUCAUUUGCCACAAAAUGUGGCACGAAGACAGGCGGAACAGAAGAGCACAUUCUUUGAGCACAUUACAAGCAAAACCGUUGAUAUUUCAACGGCUUGUAGUCACUUAAUCGUAUGUUUUCUUCAUCUUUUAAGUGUCUCUUUGCCCAAAAUGUUAUUUAUUGCCUAUAGCAGUAAUAUUUUUAGGUUCUUCCCGCUUUAAAUGGUCUUUUUCUGUGCUCAGCCGACAUUUCCCACCAAAAACAAAUUUCCUUAUAGCUUCCGAGUUUGACAAAAUUUUAAGGUUAACUAAUUUUGUCCUGCGUUUUAUGUGACACUAUUGUUUUUCAGAGCUAUGUAUUUCAUUGAUUUUAACGACAUUAGGAACGAUUACUUUGCGUGUGUUACUGUUUUGUACGUCUUUCUAGCGCAAGCUACUGUAACAUUUCGGGAAAUCAUAUUGCUUACAGUUUGAAAACAUCUUUAAGUUCUGGACUUUUAGGUCUUGUUUCGUCCUCUUAUAAUUAUCAAAAUUUCGCUUGUAUUUUCCUUAAUACCAUGACUGUUAUAGAACCGGUUUUGAAACAUUUUUAAGGUUCACAAGCUGUGUAUUUUUAUACAACUGACUUAACUGUGUGGUUGAAGUUAACUAUGAUUAUUCAACUACAAAACGGAUAAUUAAAACCUGUCGUCCCCCAACUUACCCGUGUGGAUGGUUAGGUGCAGACGCGGUCCGCUAAAGAUCUAGAGAUUUGAGUUACUUGGAUUCAGGUCCGAAUCACGUGGACCUAUCCUUUAAUUGGCGGAAAUUAAACCGAUAGUCAAUAGUUGUCAUAGAGAAAAAAUAAUUAAAAUUUGGCUUCUUCUCUAAGCAGAGUACUGCUCCAAUUUGCUAUGAGUUAGCUGAUGACAUGUGAGUCUCCUUGGCACUAUACCCGAUACCUUGAGGGCAUGUCGUGCCCAGACGGCGCGAGGUUCCUGUGAUAUUAACCUUGUUUACUAUAUGUAACCUCGUUUAAAAUGUAGUUAAGAGUUUUAUAGUCACUAAAUUACCGCCACAGAAUUGUUGCUGGUCUCAUUAAAAUAACGAUUUUUGGAUUGCAGAAUAAUGUUUCUUCCGGUUUCCUAGCAAAUAUAAUCAUACAAUACUGCUCAGAAAUAACCUAACAGAAAACGCGUUCGGAACGCGUUCCUAAAUGCGUUCCUAAAUGCGUUCCAUUUGCGUUCCAUUCGCGUUCCAUUCGCGUUCCAUUUGCGUUCUAUUUGCGUUCCACUGUUACCGGAACGCAUCGGCGGAACGCGUUCCGGUUACACUCGUAUCGAAACCGGACAUCGUCGGAAAUCAUCGCGAUUUCCCGAGUAUUAGUCAGCCUUGCUUGCACAUUUUGUGUUUUAUAAAGCAUGAAACCACGUUUUUAUAUUUGCUUUCCACUAACGAGUCGCGAAUCAAAAUAACCUAUGAUGUACACAUCACAUACAUAUAUGUGUGUGGUCAAUAGACAAUACUCCGGGACAAAACAAAACACAAUCUAGCUAAUUUCCCCUAUUCGCCAUCGGGUUUCUGAUGAUCAUGUAGAAAAUGCUCGCGCUUUUCACAAAACCCUAAAGGGCAUCAAAAUAAAUAAAACCGCAGUUUUGAAGGAGUUUUAAUGACUUUAACAGUAUUGUCUAUAAUUAUGGAAGUUAUUGUCUAACGUUACUCACUCACGCGUGUGUUGAAUAGGCUAUUGAAUUUCAUUUCCGAAAGAGGUAUGCGUGUAUUCGCGUGUCACAGUAAGGAAACAUUAUCAUAAGUUGGUAUACGAUUGUUAUUUGUUAGUAAAUGUAUAUUGCAAGCAUGCACUUAUUAUAGAAUCAACCCGAGAUGUUGGUACCCCGGGUUUAUGGCCGGAACGGCGCUUCGCGUUUACUCGGAGAUUAAAACAAUUAUUGAAAUCGAAUUUCACAUAACACAAACUUCAGUGUUGAUAAUUCUUCAAACCAUACUCAACCUCAUUCAAUAAUAGUUCAAUCUUGUUCCCUGGGUAUUUUGCCUCCACGGCUGAAGGUCGGCGAAAAUGGCUCUGGAGACUGGGAUGGCGUGAUCAAUUCUACAAUACCACUGGUCUGUUAAAAAACGCAUUAAUUCCUUUGCAGUAUAAUUUAUUCAAACAAUUCUGGUGCUUUAAAUUUUUUGUCGUCGAAUUAUACGGCAAAGUAUACUUAAGAUUCACUUACGUCCUAUACUUGCCGUGCUAUGUUAUCGUCAGACUCACGGAUAUAAGAAGAAUUAUACAUUCAAGCAUACUGCCUUAACAUAACGUCUUUGGGUGAACAAGUUGGCAAAUGGUUAAUUACUUCAUAUAUUUAUAAUUCGUAAUCAAACUACAAAGAUUAAUUUCACACAAAUUAUCCAGCAUGAGUCCACCUUUGAAUUUACUAUAUGAGUAAAUUGUUAAACACGUCUGAAUUUAUGAAGAUGAUAAAUUCGCGGCACCUAACCCCCUAACAUGACUAACACCUAACCCUAACCCCAACACUAACCCCUAACCCCAAUCUAACUUUUUAAAACUUUUUAUCACUUUUGUUAUUUUUUUACUUUUUUAAACUUUUUUAACGAUCUGAAAUUAUAGUAUCAAAACAUCCAGAAAUUCUGGGUGUCAUGUGACCAGUUGAUACUAGGGCCACUCUUGCCGGCCUUCUGGCGUGGAGGCAAAAUACCGUAGGGCGAGGUCGACAAUUGUUAACUUUCAGACCUCAGUCAAUGUUAUCCUCCUUGAGAUUGACCCCGGCCUGAACAAUUCUUGAUGUCACUAUUCAUUACCCAUUAUAUAGAGAAUAAUACAUGGGUGCGCGGAAAUACGAUUUAUUUCGAGUGUUGAACAUGAUAUCUCACGAGUGAGCGCAGCAAACGAGUGAAAUAUCAUGUUCAACACGAGAAAUAAAUCUGGUAUUUCCAAGCACCCAUGUAUUUUUCUGUUUAUUAUAUAAACAAAAUUCAGUGAAAAACAAUAAAACGUCCGUGGCAAUGCGUUUUCCAACAAAUGAUAUUUUCAAACGUAAAAAUAUCGUAUUUUUACGUGUGUUUAAUUAAAUACGAUUUUUCUCAGUGGCCAAAUACUCUAUAUAACACUUAUGUUUAUAUAAUAAAUAUAUUAUAUGCAUAACUAGAAAUACAUGCAUGCAGCAACCCCUCGCCCAUAUCUUCCAAACAUUGAUUUAGCAUGACAUGCAUAUUAGUAAUUGAUCAACACUGAACGCAGGCUCGCGUUUACGUCAGUGUUGCCAUGGCAACACCACAAAAUACUAUACAGAAGUCCAUCUCCAUUGUUUUUUGUGUGACUGCUAUUCGUCAUGAUUCAUCACUCAGCGAGUACCGUAAACAGAAACAGUCAUCCCCCUGGAUGUGCGCCAUUUUGAGUAUUUCCAAGGGGGGACUGCUUCUGUUUACGGUGCUUGCUGAGUGACGAAUGGCGCUUACGCCACAAAACAAUAUAUGUGUGUAAUAUUCUGUGGCAACACGAUAAUUGCUCAUUUUUACUAUAUAUUUUAACUUCCCCAUUUUAACUAUAUAACAAUUAAUUUCCGAAAUAUGUACUGUAGGUAUGUUGUUCUAGAUUUUGUGAGCUUUGAUUUAAUCUAAAACUUAACCUCCAUCGCUUCGUAAAAUGUUUUGAAAUGUUCAUUUCAAUAACUAAACUGCUUUUGCCGAUAAACUGUUUUUACUUCAAAUUGUUGAGUAAUUUCAGUUAGAUCUUCAAUUUAAUUUUCUCUCCUUCACAUUUACCUUUUUUUCUUAAAUUAAGCAGGAUAAUUUAGGAAACUUACAUGCAGCUUGAUUGAAAAGGAAAACAGCAGUGCAUGUUACGUUUUACGCAAUGAAUUAUUAAAGCAAUUAACAAAAUUCAUAAAACAUUAAACAUUCCACGCAAUCUUGCCCUAUAUUUCACGAUUUUCCAUAGUAAAUCAAUUCUUCUCAUUUUUUGAAACAAAAAUUGCUUCAAAGCUCACUGUGUGAAACGUGAUUUUCCAAGUAUAUGUUUUGAAAAUUAAAAUCUUGCUUUAAUAUUCUCAGUGUGCUUAUACGACUCCUGGCAAACGAACAACCAUAUUUUUUAGAUCAGUGAGGACUUCCACCCUUGGAUCAUAGCCAUGCGCCCACGAUAUAUGAUGAACGUUAGACUUCGCUAGUGCGUUCCUUUCCCCGGGUGUAAAUAGCCGGGCGGAAUUAGUAACCUCGCCCCGGGCUAACGCCCGGAACGGCGCUCCGCGCCGUUGGCUUGGGGAUAAUUAUUAAUGCAAGGUUCUUAAUUCAUUUUCGUAUUACAUAUAGGUAUGGCCGAAAGAAAACUGCAGUACUUAAUUUAUUUUGUGCUUGUGUUGCCUCAAUUGCUGUUGUCAUGAUUCCUUCUGACCAAAGUAAAGGAGGUCAGUAUACAUACUUACAAGAUAAUUAUAAUUAAAUAAUCAUUACAUGUUUGAGUAACUGUAACGGUAACUAGUUAAUUUUUGGUAAAGUAACUUGGUAUAGGUAAUAGCAUGGUUUCGAGUGUAAUUUGGAUAUAUCAUGCACGAGUAAGUAAUUUUUCAAAGGCCUCAAAAUAGCACGAGUUCGAAGGAUGAGUGCUAUUUGAGGUCUUUAAAAAACUCACGAGUGCGUGUUUAUUCGCCCGUUAAUUUAACUGAGAGAAAGUCGAGGUUUUUAUUAGUCGAGGUUUUGUUCAUCUGUAGAGCGAUGUCAUUGAAGGGGGCCCCGCAUUGAAUCAGUCUUAUUAAUUUUCUACCGGAACUUUUCAAUUUGGACUACGCAUAUGCUCAGUAGUAAAUUAUCGCAAUUAAAUACCAUGCAUCGCUCAAUAGGUGAAACUGAGCCUUUAAAAUCAAGUGUAUUAUAGGUAACAGAACAAUCAUCCAAAGCAACCGUUUUAUUUUGUAAUGGAUUGCCUGUGCCAGAAGAAAACUUGUAUUGUUCUUUCGCUUUUGCUGAAUGCCUAUGGAACCAUCCAUGGGUUUAAAUCUGGCUCCAUAUAGUGAAAUCUACAGUGUAAAAUGCACUUUUUUAGUUAACUCUAAAUAAAUUUCGCACUAAUAGUGGGGAGGAUAAGUAAAAGUAUUUUGCAUUUUGUGAAGAAAGCGCCAUAUUGACACAGUGUGUAGACUUUGACACAAGUAUGGAUAUCAGAUAUGGAGCAUCUGUGAAAUUAACGCUAAUAGUAAAAAAUGUGGAAUUUCUGACAUUUAUUAUAAUUUCUAUUACUGACAUUACUGGUAGAAAUUUUAAAAUUCCAAAGUAACUCACAGAAUAAGUUGUAUGGUAGAAACGUACACAAAAAACUGUCUAUAGAACAUUAAAGCAGUUCUUGAUUUUCCAAAUACUUCCUGAGCUGCAACCAAUCUUGAAACCCGAGAAUGCAAUCCUCUGUGGAGGCUUGCUGUGGCUCUGAAAAACGACGGCGACUUUUGCACAAAAAUCAGUGCUUUUGGAUCCUGUACUCCGCUCGACAUUUAUAGAUAGACAUGACUGCCGUCAAACAUGAAUUAUGUCGUUGUUUAAGCUUAUUACGACUUUAAUUCUUUAAAGAACACUUGGCAUGGUUUUGAAAUGUUGUAAGAUACUGGUAGUGAUUUAUUUUAACUUGUUUAAUUCCAGUAAAUCAUGGGUUGUUGUGCUAUUUUAAAUUAUUGUAGGCAACGGCUUAUCAUGACCUUAUAUGGUAAUGCUGCACUGUUGUAAUUCUACAUUUUGUUAUUGGCAUAUUAAUAUCAGAAUAGUCUAUUGAUUUCAUAUGAGAAGCUAGGGAAGUUUAAUAAGUUUAUUAUGCUGUGUGUUUCAUUGAUAUGUUUAAAGAUAAUACACAAAGAGAAAUAAACUUUAUAUUAAUUAAGCGAUGUUUGAAUCACUAAAUAGACCAACAGUUUGAAUAAUAAUUAGCACUUGAAAAAGAACCAAUCAGAGCCCGACUUUCGCUGGUGUUUCCCAGAGCUUCAGCCAGACUCCACAGUGGAUUGCAGGAUGUGGUUUCGAGAUUGGAGCUGCAAACUGUUAAAAAGGCGAUUUGAAGCUAGUGCCAGUUUUUGCACCUUUUUUAUCUAUUUUGUGGGAUUUUGAAACUGAUUAAUUUAGAAACAACUUGGCAAAUAAAAAACUGCUCUAAUGUUCUAUAGACAGUUUGUUGUGUACUUUUGAACCAUACAACUUAUUUUUUUCUGUGAGCUAACUUAGGUUUUAAAAUUUUUAUCGGUAAUAUAUAAUAGAAAUUUAUAUUCAAAUAUAUAUCAGAAAUUCAAAAUGUUUAGCUAUCAGCGUUAAUUUCACAGAUGCCUCCAUCAGAGGCGUAUUCAGGAUUUUCGGUCAUAGUAGGCCGGCAAUAACCCAGGUGGGGCCAAGCCGCCAAUGACUCGAGACGCAAAGUUCGCGCAAGAAAAAAUUUUGUGGACCACACAACAUUUUAAAUCUCCCCCUCCCCUCCCCUCCCCAGUGACAUCUUUUUCGGUAAAAAAAUUUUCUGGACAAUAACAUUACAAUUGCUUUCGUAGCACUUUUCCCAAUUUCCGUAUCACUUUUUGUGAUGCUUCAACACGAAGAUUCCGACUAACAUUAGAGAUUUUGAGCAAGAGAACGAAGUUGGACGACGACGACGUGGACCGUGGUUGACAAUUUUUGCCUGUCUUGCACAUUAUCUUACGCAUUCUGAAUUUAGGGUCAGGCGCAGGCGGUGAUCGCACUACGACCGCAAUGCAUCAUGAGUAAAAUAAAAAAAUUCACUCAUUUGCGUUCUGACGUUCGAGGUGAAAACACUGUGCACGGCCGAGCGAUGGGUAUAUAAAAUUGUCUUUUGCCCUUCUUGAAAGAAUCCACAGUGGCAGUACAUGUCAAAGAACUUCUGGAAAAGUUUGUGUAGUCGAUGCAUCCUGUGAGUUUCAAAGGUUUGGCGAUGAUCGCAAGUAUGUUUGUUUUAAUUUUUUUAUAUGUUUACUUAUUGGUUUGUGCAGUGUUUCAAUCGCUAAACUUAUGUAUAUUCUAUUUACUUUAUUGUUCUUAUGACUGUAUUGUUAUUAUAAUUAUUAUGCUAAUGUUUCAGGGUUGUGGACAUACGGUAAAAGUAUGCAUAGACACGGAAACUUUUCUGCAAUAUUAUAUUAUUUAAUACAUAUACAAGCUACUGUAAAAUUCCAUGUAAUUUUAGUUUAAUAUGCUUUAAUAGAAUUUGCUCAUCAUCUUAGUAGUUCCAAUGCUAUCAUAGGUCACAAUUUCUAUGGUUUGACUACACAAUCUUACCUAAAAACUUUGGGAUGAAAAUCAUAAUCUUCACAUAUUUUGUAUGCCAUGCCAAUUCAAUUUUUGGUAUGACCACAAAUAUUGUAAAUAUUAUGCACCAUUGACUGGAGAUGUUGAGGGGUAGGGGAUAAUAAUGUGACUGAGGUGCUGUUUAUAUGAUCUCGGGUACUAGGGACUCUCUACCCUCCGAUCUACCCUGGGAGAGGCAAAAUUACAUUCAUUAUAUAACAUUAUAAUAUAGCAUUUGUAAAUUCUGAACGCUGAUUGGCUAAGAGCCGUGUUGAUAUAACUCCAUGUCAACACGGGAAAUUUUCCGCCGCUUGUAAACACGGAAAUUUUUCUUAUUCUUUGGGCUUUUGACAUUGCUAUAUUAUAAAACAAAUAUAAAACAUUUUUUCCGUAUUGAUAUAUCGUUAUAUCAACACUCGUGGAAGUUGGGAAAACUCGAAAUUGUGUGAAAACACUUCGCCCUUCGGGCGUCGUGUUUCCACACAAUUUCUCGUUUUCCCAAUUUCCACUCGUGUUGAUAUAACUAUAUAUCAACACGGAAAAUGUUUUAUAUUUGUUAAUUUAAACGCAAGUACUAGUGUUUAUAUGGAAAGUUUUCAACUCGGCUGGUCUGGUAGGGUCACCCUGGCAGUAGGGACACCCUGUUUACGAAACAGGGUUACCCUUGUAGGAGGGACAACUUUUGUCCAUGUGUUUACAUGUUUGUCUCAGCUUCCAUGGAUAACUUUUCAUUUCCUGAUUCCCAGACCUUCAAACAAAUAACUGCAUGUUUCAGGAGUCACAAUCUCGUACUUAGAGCCAUUCUCGUAGGAAGAGAUUAAAUGUGCAGUAAAGUUGUCUCGGGUGGAUUGGGUGUCUCUAGUAUCCAAGAUCAUAAAAAUACAGUAGCGCCUAAGUAAUAAAAAAUCAUUGCAAUGGCAAUUUGCAGCUGGCAGAAAAACACCUUGCAUAACAAUAUAUGGAGAGAGAAAAAAAUGAUGUGGUUUAAAUUGUACCACAUACUAUCUAGUUUUCAAGAAUUUUGUUCUAGCCUUCCACUCACUAGAAUUUUAUUGGUGCACGGGAAUGUCACAACAAUUUAUAAUCCAUGCCAAUGCCUUGCUAAUCAGACGUUUGAUCAAUUUGUUUUUAAAUGACACUCUUUUUAUGUACAAAUGCAUAAAAAAUUAUAGAGUAAAUUGGAAACUAGUUGCGUGCAGUAAAUAACAAUUUGUUAUUAUUCACCUUUCAGCUUUGCUGUGAAAAAGAUAUUCAAUUCAGUACAUAAUGGCACCAUAUGAAGCAGAUGCACAAAUUGCAUUUUGCCAGCCUCGUCCCCAGACGCUUUGAUUUGAGGCUGCGGUUUUGCAGUGUCUGAAGAUUCAGACCUUGUUGUAUAGAGCGUUUGCACUCAUUCCCCACGGGCCAACUCAACAAAAGCCAUGGCGGCUAUGUUGGUGUUCCAGAUAAGAGUCUAAUUAAAAUUAGACGUCAUGUGCAAAUGCUCUAUAUCAGUGUGAAAAGGUACAGCAUGUAUAACAAUAAUUAAAAUGGGAUGUUUUUGUUUGCAUUUCAAUGAUGAUGGUGGUCAUGUAUAGACUUAGUAAAACAUUGUUCAAUGAAGUGUUAUAAAUAUAUGAAUAACAAAUUUAUUGUGAUUGUAUGUGCUUUAUAAACAGCACAAGUGUAGUGGGUUUACAGUGUUUUACUGUCGUUCCAAUUGAAGUGUUCCUCAAAUAUCGAUUCAAUACAUUACCUCGGGCUGACUAAUUCAUUUGAUAGAAAAUUUAUCAACUUCCUGUCGCUUUUAAAUGAGCCAAUUAGAUUUCGUUUCAGAACCGAUUGACCAAUAGGAAACGCACGGGAAGUAAAAAAAUAUUGAAUUCGUAUGAAUUGGUCAGCCCGAGGAUUAUAAUGUAUUGAAUCAAUAUUUGAGGAACACUUCAAUUGGGACGACAGUAACAGUUUUUCUACAUAACUCAUAGCAGCAUUCUUAGAACUUCCAUCCACGCCAGCCCAGUUUGUGUUUAAGGUAGAACAGGGUUUUCUUCAGGGAUUUUUUAGGGCCUAAAUUUGUGUGAGACACUAUCUGUAUUAUGACUGUACAUGUAUCUGUGUUAUAUUUACAUCCGUAGUAAGGCAUUCUGCAGCAAUGUGGACUACAGUAUGCAUGUCAUGUUUCAGGUGCUAUUUAAAGCUACAAACAAAUGGUAUGGGUAACUUGGUGGAAAUGGCAAAAAUUUUAACACAUCUAAAAUUAACCAAGGAAAAGUUUACUGAGUCAUUGCCAGUUGCUCCAACUGACUAUAAUACAAGAAACAGUUCCAACAAGCACAAAUGGUUUUUCACCACCAGACAGUCAUUGAUCCUGUCAAAUAUGAAACAGUCCCAUUAUUAAAGUCUGUUCUUCGCCUUUUCGGUUGUCCAACAGUCUUGCUCAUUUUGACACACAUUAUUUUUUUCCAUUUGAAAAUGUUUUUGUGCUUCUCUUUUGCGUUUAUUAUUUCUUUGCCGCUUUGUUUUUUGUUUGCCUGGCGUAUUCCCCUCUAGGAUGCACGAACGCUUCCCCAAAAUAGCUGGAGAAUAUGAACUCUGGACAAGAAGACCUGAAAUUAGCAAAGGAAAUAUCAUGAUUUAAAAGCCCAAAAAAGAUACAAUAUUGAGGGGCGCCAAGGGGCGCCAUUAAAUAUGGUCACAAAUAAUGAUCAUAGAUUAUGCCAAUUGCAAUUUUUUAAAAAUGUUAUGUGUGAACGGUUAACCUGUGACAUAAAAAAGUAAACAGACCAGUGUAUUUGGGAAAAAUACACGAGCUUACAAUCAAAUGAUAUUUUUUAUCGAAUUCCAAAAAUUAUCGAUUUGAAAAGUAACACAGCAUAACAAUAUUACAUGCAACUUCCUUUUUAAAGAAAAAACAAAAAGUUUAAACUUUAAAACGUAGCGGAAAAUAGAGCGCCAACAUACCUUUCAUCGUGCUCGAAAUCCGCCAUCUUGAAGAAAAUAUCCAAAAUAAUGCAUUGCGGUCGUAGUGCGAUCACCGCCUGGGUCAGGCGUGAAGACAGAUUAGAGAUUUAUAUCUAGCUAUUUAUAAAUGCUGACCCAAAUCCUUACCCUGAUGAAGACAAAACAGCGAGACAUGAAUCCAUAUCUCGUGUUCGUUCUUCUGCCUUCGUUCACAACGAAAAAUUCGCAACAAUUUUGGCAAAAUUCGCUUUGAAUUUCGUUCAGAAGGAAGGCAGAAGGACACAGACGGGAUACAGUUUCAUUCUCGCUGUUUUUUUCUGGGUCAGGACAAGAAUUAGGGUCAGUAUGCAUAAACAGCGACACAUGGGAAGACACGUUGAGCAACCACCAGUGACGUCCAAUUCAGUAUGCGCAAGAUAAUGUGCAGACGGCAAAAAUUGGCGAGUACACCUUCUUCUUCGUACUUCGUUGUCUUGCUCAAACUCUGUAUUGACAGUUUUCCGAUGGGUCUCCCCUCCGGCCACGGCGCCACUGCCGAGCCCACAUUAAAAAUUCACUUGAAAAAAAAAGAGAUUGGUUUAAACUUCAUCUAACCCUCAUUUAAUACAUAUUGAAAUAAUUAGGGUAGAAAAGGUAUGUGUUUCAAGCUGUGUGCUGCAAAUAAGAGAACAAGUGAUUUUAGGUUUCACACCGAUGUCCAGCAAAGCAUAUAUUCUACAGAAUUUUUGCAUUACUGACAGCAUGAACCUAUAUAAUCAAGGAUUCCCUUUUCUAUACAAUACAUUUUAUCACAGCCCCCCCCAAAUUUGCCAGGGGGGGCGGCCAUCCGGCCCCAGCCCAUGCUACGCCUCUGGCCUCCAUAUCGGAUAUCCAUACUUGUGUCAAAGUCUACACGUACUGUCAAUACGGUGCUUUGAAAGAGCAUCACAAAAAUAGUAAUAUUCCGAAGUUUCGUUGCGAAAUGUUGUAAAAUGCGGAUAAUAAAGCCCUGCGAAAUUUGCAGUUUUUCAGUCAUUUUGUAUUAAGCACGGGAAAUUGAUACCUUUUUUCAGAAAGCGCGGUAUUAAUUUCCCGUGCGUAAUAUGGAUCCGAAAAUUUUGUUCAAUAGGGAAUAGGUCCAUUGGAAAGGUCUAUUAUUGCAAAAUUAUACGCUUAUCCGCCCCACUAUAAUUAACUGACGAUCGCGAGGUUAUACUCGUUCCAGUACCUCAGCAUGAUAGGGACAUAUAUUUCUUUCUUCAGCAUCAACGAAUACAAUCUUUCGAAUUAUAAUGGCAAUAUUUGCAAAGUUCUUUAUCACCAACGCUUCCUCGUCUUCGUAUGUAUGGGCGGCAGAGCUGUUCCCAACAUUCAUAAGGUUAGUAAUAUCAGUGAAAGUUAAAAUUUAGACAUUAUGCAAAAAGAUCUCAGAAUAUUGAAAUGAUGGGGUAUCUCAUUCCCUGUUUUUGUGUUGUCUCAUGCUAAAUGAAUUCUUUGUGAUUUCACUAUCAGGAGUAUGGCGUUAAGCUUUGGCUCAGUGGCCUCAAUUGUGGGCUCAAUUUGUGCAAGUUAUGUAAUUUGGUUGGUUAGUAUAUAGUGUCAUUCUAUUUUGGUAUAUGAAAUACUAACAUGUAAAUUAGUAUAAUUCGAUAUGAACAUGGCUUUUUGAAAAAUGCUCUAGGCUUGUUUUUAGCUAUAUUAUAACUAUGAAUAACUCAUUGGGUGAGCUUGUUCGGUCCGAAUAGUAGGAAAUUAGUCUCGUUCUUUUUUUCUUUGUCUUUUGGCCUCGGUCUAUGUAUAUAAACGUUAUUCUAUGGUGCAUAGUCUGCAGGAAAUUUUUAUCUUUGUUCACAGGAAAACAAUUAUUUUUCCACUAGCCCUAUCUGGUCAAUUUGUAUUCAGUAAUGUACUUUGCGAAUGUUUACAAUCUUAUUCACAAUCAUUUGUUAUUUCAAACUAAAUGUUGGACCAACAGUAUCAACUUUUAAAAACAAACUUUCGAAAAUUUGAUAACAAUAUUCGUUUUCGCUUUCAGAUAAGGAUUCAUCCGAUGCUUCCAUUUGGAAUCAUGGCAUUCUUCUGUUUACAGGCUUCUUUCGUCGCCAUGUUUCUACCAGAGACAAACGGCCAGCCCACUCUGGAGACUAUCCUAGAUAUGGAACCGAAAUUAGUACCAACAUCAAACGAAAAUGAAAAAAAUGAUUGCAUGCUGGAGGAAAAACUUUAA